Aspergillus chevalieri is the source of this 1560-nucleotide messenger RNA. RefSeq lists its product as uncharacterized. NCBI's taxonomy places the organism in Eukaryota, Fungi, Ascomycota, Eurotiomycetes, Eurotiales, Aspergillaceae. The transcript has a single exon. The coding region runs from base 1 to 1560 and encodes 519 amino acids. The record is from RefSeq and is a predicted model, not a curated record.
AUGCGAUCUCAGUUCUUAUCUCUGGCCCUGCUGGCUAGUUUUUCUACCUCGACUGUCGCGCAUGAAGAAUCCACCAAGAAUGCAAACCAUAUAUUCAACGCCAUCCACUCGUCGAUGCGCCAGUGGGGCUCGUCGCUGUACCACAACGGCAUGUCUUUCUUCCUGGCCUCCGUCCCGGCCGGAACACAGUUGUACCAUGGUGGUAUGAGUCCUGACCAUGUGAUUGGGAUAGAGUGGCUGGCGUUUGAACCGGAACAUGCGAUGUUGUUUGCACGGAUGCCCCCGAUGGGCUCUCAACCUGGUAUUCCUCCUGGGCGGGGUGGACAUAAGGGAGGACGACCAGGUCGUGGUGGCCCUGGAGGACCUGGAGGGCAGAAGCCAUUGUCGCUCGAGCCGCCGGAGGACGGGGAGCCGAAGAAGAGUGGCUGGUUACAGACGUAUGUGCCGGUUAGGGACCUACGACUGUUGUAUAUUGAUGGCAUGUCCGCUGGAAAAACGAGCAAUGGGACUCUUGACUCGCAGAACCGGGUUCUGUUUAACGAUACGGUCCACGAUGACCGGAUUAUGAACGAGUUCGAGCGCGCGAAGGAUUUUUGCCGUUUGUCUCGCGAAGUAUGGGACGAUCGAUUGGACGGGGUGCUCCGCAUGGAGGCCGGUUUUGAGAUCAUCCUCUGCUCAUUCGAACGCGAUCUACACCUGCUGCGUGAGGUUGAGGUCCAGGCAAACAAGGGCGGUAUUCCACGUCAUUUGCCACGGCCGGGUAAGGAUCAUAACAAAACGAUGCAUGAAAUCAUCCCUGAUGCUGGGCCGUGGAUGAAGGCUAUCACGGCACGGUAUCAUGGUAUUGGGGGAAACAGGGUGAAACUUAACUACGAUCACUUUGUCACGGCGUACACCUACGACCUGGAUAUAUUCGGUGGCGCGAGCAAGCCGCUUCGACCACGUUUGAACCAUAUCGAUUCCACGAAGUUGGAGCCUGUCCGGCAGGAUCUUAAGGCUUUGAUUAUGGGUCAUGACACGGACGAGUCCUCGUUCGAUUGGCAAUCCGUCACGGACAUGGUGGUUGAGAGAUACGCUCGUACGCUGAAGAGUCUUGUCUCUGCAGAUAUUACGACAAACACAAAACAAUUGCAUGACAACCUCAAGAAGGUGUUGGAUCCAUUCUUCGACUUUGGCGGGCGAAACAUCACCGUCGAGGCAGAGCGUUGCGCAACCCAGUUCAUCCCCUUUACGGCCCCAACCCAAGGCAUAGCCGCUCGUGCCGUGCGCUCCAUUGCAGACAGUAUCUGCUUCACAUUAUUGGAGGCGUUCGAGCAACCGGAGUACGAGACGGCUGUCAGCAAGAUCCAGGACCUGGUUGAGUACCUCGCCUGGACAACCUGGAAAGAGUGUCAGGGCUGUGCGUAUAACGAAAUCUGCGUUAUACCUGUCUGGCCGAUGGGCAUCAUUGAAGAUUGGGAGAACCCGCCAUGUCGCGACGUCAGGAACCCUCAGGGUAGUGGGGUGGAGUAUUGGGGGUGGGACUUUAUCCCGGGGCCGACGGAACUUGAUGAUUCAUGA